AUGGCGUUUGCGAGAGGGUUCCUACGUUUUGCCGGCGUGACCGGUCUGUCUGUGGCGUCAUUCGGCGCCGGAGUGUCUGUGUUUGGCCGUGCCUGGCCUGUCCUCAACGAAAAGGAUAAACAGCUCGCGAACGAGCGGUCUUUGCAGUCGCUCGAAUUUAUCAAGAGCUCCAAGUUGUACAAGCAAUUGGCAGCAGAUAAAUCGUUCGAGCUGCUUUCUGGCUCUCAGCUCAUUCCAGAGGCUCACAGACAGUACCAUGUGGGACAGGGUCUCUUGAACUCGCCCAACCACAUGACUACCGACCCGAUCAUCUUCCUCAACCGCGAUGAAGGAAAGAUGUACUGCAUAGCACAUCUUGGAGCCCAGACGGUGGGUUCGGAUCGGAAGAUCCACAACGGCAUUAUCUCUACGAUCAUCGACGAGGGCCUAUGUAUGUGUGGAUUCUCAAAACUGCCUUCCAAGAGAGGUGUCACGGCACAGCUCAAGCUCGACUUCUUCCAAAAAGCCCCUCCUGACUCCACCGUGGUUCUCAAGGCCCAGGUGCAGGAAUUUCGCGGCCGCAAAUGCAUUAUCACGGGCACAGUGGAAACUCUGGAACGGUCGCCGAUCAAAGUCGCUGACGGCUACUGUAUUUUGGUGGAGCCCGUGUGGUUCAAAUAUUUGAACUGGGUCCCUGUUUUUGCAUAA
Ogataea angusta is the source of this 687-nucleotide messenger RNA. RefSeq lists its product as uncharacterized. The record is from RefSeq and is a predicted model, not a curated record. The coding region runs from base 1 to 687 and encodes 228 amino acids. NCBI's taxonomy places the organism in Eukaryota, Fungi, Ascomycota, Pichiomycetes, Pichiales, Pichiaceae. The transcript has a single exon.